This is a messenger RNA of Adineta steineri, 309 nucleotides long. Lineage: Eukaryota; Metazoa; Rotifera; Eurotatoria; Adinetida; Adinetidae. The record is from the annotation of a GenBank genome assembly.
AUGACUAGUCGAGUAUCAUGGAUUAUGUUUAUUGUGAUUGCUAUUCAAAUGGCUGGAAUACUCUCAGUCUUCACUGAUGUGCCUCCUCCACCAACACGACCAGAACGGUUUCACUCUCGAGAAGAGCUUAAGCGGUAUUUACAACUCGUCCAUGAAUAUUAUGCUAUCAUUGGUCGACCACGUUUUGGUCGAUCUCAACCAGAAAGACGAUUAAAUCCUCAAGAUAGACAACUAUUUAAUUUCUUCGAUGUAAAUGGUGACAAAUCAAUAACAUUCGAUGAAUUUCAUGAACGACUCGACAAUGAAUAG